This is a messenger RNA of Cygnus olor (mute swan), 6225 nucleotides long. RefSeq names its product SEL1L adaptor subunit of ERAD E3 ubiquitin ligase (gene SEL1L). The transcript is spliced from 21 exons. Gene Ontology annotation, cellular component: endoplasmic reticulum membrane. Gene Ontology annotation, biological process: ERAD pathway. NCBI's taxonomy places the organism in Eukaryota, Metazoa, Chordata, Aves, Anseriformes, Anatidae. The record is from RefSeq and is a predicted model, not a curated record. Gene Ontology annotation, molecular function: protein binding. The coding region runs from base 48 to 2435 and encodes 795 amino acids.
CCGGGCUCGGGCUCCGGCGGCGGCGGCCGGGAGAAGGCGGCGGCGGGAUGGGGCGGCUGCGGCUGCUGCUGCUGCGGCUGCUGCUGCUGCUGCUGGGCGCCGCCGCGCUCGGGGCCGCCGCGCUGGCGGCAGCCGAUGAAGAGGGAAAUCAGGAUGAAUCCCUGGAGCCAAAGACUUUAGCUGCAGAGGACCAGGUAAAGGACCAUUCCACAGGAACUCGAGUGGUAGCAGGUCAGAUCUUCCUUGAAUCAGGGAAGUCAGACCCUCAAUCUGAGGAUGAAGAGAACUUUCACAGUCAAGAGGAAGAAAAAGAGAAUUCACUGGAAGAGUUGAACUCUCUAGAAAUGUCCAACCUAUUAAAUAAGGAUUUGGAAGAAGCAGAAAUACAGAGUCCAGUUUUGACAGCUAUUGGAGGUACUGCGGAUGGUGAACCUUGUCGCUUCCCCUUUUUGUUUAUGGAGAAGGAGUAUGCAGAGUGCACUGCAGAUGGGAGGGAAGAUGGCAGGCUUUGGUGUGCAACAACCUACGAUUACAAGAAGGAUCAAAAGUGGGGCUUCUGUGAAACUGAAGAGCAGUCUAAUAAGAGAAGGCAAAUGCAAGAAGCUGAGGAUGUCUAUCAGACCGGAAUGAAAAUCCUUAAUGAAAGCAGCAAAAAGGCUCAGAAGAAAGAAGCAUAUCAGUAUCUCCUGAAAGCAGCUGACAUGAAUCAUACGAAGGCAAUGGAGAAAGUCUCUUAUGCUUUGUUGUUCGGGGAUUAUCUGAAGCAGAACAUACAGUCAUCAAAAGAAUUAUUUGAAAAACUAACAGAAGAAGGUUCUCCCAAAGGACAAAUGGCUCUUGGAUUUCUGUAUGCGUCUGGUCUAGGAGUCAAUUCUAGUCAAGCUAAGGCCCUGGUCUAUUACACUUUUGGAGCUUUAGGAGGAAAUCUGAUAGCCCAUAUGAUCUUGGGUUAUCGGUACUGGGCUGGGAUAGGAGUCCUUCAAAGCUGUGAAUCUGCUCUCACUCACUACAGACUUGUAGCUAAUCAUGUUGCUAGCGACAUUUCAUUGACUGGUGGCACAGUGGUUCAGCGAAUUCGCUUAGCAGAUGAAGUAGAAAAUCCAGGAAUGGCAAGUGGAAUGCUGGAAGAAGACUUGAUUCAGUAUUACCAGUUUUUAGCAGAGAAAGGAGAUGUACAAGCACAGGUUGGUCUUGGACAAUUGCACUUGCAUGGAGGAAGAGGAGUAGAGCAAAAUCAUCAGCGAGCAUUUGAGUACUUCAAUCAAGCAGCUAAUGCUGGUAACUCACAUGCUAUGGCCUUUCUGGGAAAGAUGUACUCAGAAGGAAGUGAUGUUGUACCUCAGAGCAAUGAAACAGCUCUUCAGUAUUUCAAGAAAGCUGCUGAUAUGGGUAAUCCAGUUGGGCAGAGUGGAUUAGGAAUGGCUUACUUGUAUGGAAGAGGUGUUCCAGUGAACUAUGAGCUAGCACUGAAGUAUUUCCAGAAGGCUGCAGAACAGGGAUGGGUUGAUGGACAACUUCAACUAGGUUCCAUGUAUUACAAUGGUAUUGGAGUCAAGAGAGACUAUAAACAAGCUUUGAAGUAUUUUAAUUUGGCCUCCCAAGGUGGCCAUAUUCUGGCUUUUUAUAAUCUGGCUCAGAUGCACGCUACUGGCACUGGAGUGAUGCGAUCCUGUCAUACUGCUGUUGAGUUGUUUAAGAACGUUUGCGAACGGGGGCGCUGGUCUGAAAGACUUAUGACUGCCUACAACAGCUAUAAAGAUGGUGAUUCAAAUUCUGCUGUUGUUCAGUAUCUUCUUUUGGCAGAACAAGGCUAUGAAGUUGCACAAAGCAAUGCUGCUUUCAUACUUGAUCAGAAAGAAGCUAGCAUAGUUGGAGAAAAUGAAACGUAUCCUCGAGCUUUGCUUCACUGGAAUAGAGCGGCUUCUCAAGGAUAUACAGUUGCAAGAAUUAAACUUGGAGAUUACCAUUUUUAUGGGUUUGGUACCGAUGUUGAUUAUGAAACCGCGUUUAUUCACUAUCGACUAGCAUCGGAGCAACAGCACAGCGCCCAAGCCAUGUUUAAUCUGGGCUACAUGCAUGAGAAGGGACUGGGCAUCAAGCAGGAUAUUCAUCUUGCAAAACGAUUUUAUGACAUGGCAGCUGAAGCAAGCCCAGAUGCUCAGGUUCCAGUCUUCCUAGCACUUUGCAAGCUUGGAGUGAUUUAUUCUGUGCAGUAUGUUCGAGAAAUUAAUAUAAGGGAGGUAUUCUCACAUAUUGAUAUGGACCAGCUGCUGGGGCCGGAGUGGGACCUUUACCUUAUGACCAUCAUCACCUUGCUUCUGGGAACAAUUAUAGCUUACAGACAAAGGCAACAUCAGGCAAUCCCCAGACCAGCAGGACUGCGGCCAGCUGUGCCUCAACAAGAACCGCCACCAGAGCAUCAACCACCGCAAUAGCAACAAGAGCCUCAGUGAAAGAACUGGAUUUUUCCACAAGGAACAAUUUUCAUUGUGAUUUAGUACUUUGGAUCAACGGUCCCUCCCACAAAAGAGGCACAAAGAAGUUUAUAAAGGAAAAAGUCUGAAAGCUGCUUAGAAUGAUGCCUUUUUUCAGGGAUAAGAAUUAUUUUGAAACUGAUUUGAAUGUUAUUUCAGUGCCAAUGGAAUAACACUAUGGCUUUUUCAUGGAAACACAGAAGUGUGCUACUACAAAAAUGUUGCCUGCUGUAUCUAGUUCCUCUUUAUUCAAAGUCCUUUUCAUCUUGUAGAGAGAGAAGGUUAGCAUUGGAAGGUUUUUGCCUGCCUGAUAGCAGCUGCCCUAUAAAAACAAAAUAGUAAUGAUUUUAUGGCCAAUUUCAGUCCAAGAAGCUGAACUUCAUUCAAAGUCUAAAAAGGCUAGAGCUGUAUGAACUUACAUUCUGAUCUGCAUCCCAAGUAUUUCUACAAUUUUUAUUUCAUUUAUUUCUUACACUUUGGUCUUUUAUGCUGUCCUGGAUGGUUUAAUGUGGAUCAUUUAUAAACUCUGUAAAACUACGCUAGCAAACAUGUCACUCUGCAUUUGUGCUUUUUUGCGUAUCUUCCUCCAUUACCCUUCAAGUAGGCAGUUGUCAGGAGUCUGUCUGUAGCCCAGGAGGCGGGCUGGGACAGAUUGGGUCUGUGAAGAUAAUUAGUUGAAAGCUAUUAUUGCAGUGCCCAGAUCUUGCAUUCUUCUAAAAUUUUUUUGGAGAUUGUAAUUUGCAGUCCUUAGUGACAUAAGGACAAGUUGGUAAUGUUCCUAAAUAAUUUAACCUUGCUCUUGCAGAGAGACUGAGUCUAGAUUGCAGAAAGCACAAGUAUUAGUGGACACUGAAGGAAUGACAGAGCCAGAAAGGUCAGUGAGUUAGCCUACUCAUUUUUUAGUAGUGGGAGUCUUGUAUUUAAUUUUCAAUGAUCCUGCAUGUUCUCUGCACUGCAAGAAGGUGGUCUUGCAGCUGAAAUGUAUGUGGUAUCUUACCCGUGCAUCUGUUUAAUGUAUCUGCAGAGAAGGGGCCCCAGAGAUGCAUACUCUCUGCAGAAGGGCAUGGACUUAUGCCAGCAAUGCUACUCCAAAGUUUGGUUGACUGAUAAAAAUCAUAUGUUAGAUCACAGCAGUGCUCUGGCUAUGGCCUACCUCUCUUGUACCUGGCAUACACGAGAAAGUCAGAACAACACUUCUGAAUGGCUGUGCCAUCUGAGGAUCCCUUGUAACAAGAAAAUCCACAGAUAAAGACAACUAAUGGUUUAUGGCCUCUUGAUCCCAUCAGGUCAGUGCAAAGGCUUUCUAGUGAGUAUAAAGAUUAAGACCUGUGGAAUGAUGUUUUUAGACUGCAAGGAGAGUUUUGAGUUAGUGACAAUUUUUCUUUGAACUAUAAUUUCAGGGGUUGAGGGUGGCAAGCGGUGAGGGAAUAGCUUAGGUGUAACAUACAGAUGUUUCUGUUCUUAUUUGGCAAAGGCAGUUAAAUAUUUUUCUGUACUAGCAUUAAACCCUCUGAAUAUGCUGUCUUAAAGCAGAAUGAAAUACGAAUAAUGAGGUUGUACCUUUUUGUCGAAAUCUGCUGCAUUUAAAUGAUUAAGAGCUUCCUUUCAUAUGUUUUCUUCCUUCAUUGGAUUGGCAGCAACCUAUCAAUACACUGUAGAGUUGAUACGAUCUGUUUUUAUAUUUAAUGCAUUUGUAAGGCGACCAUUGCAUUAAUAUAUCUGUAGCUUGGAGGAGAGGAUAAGAAAUCCACUCUUCUGUAAACUGAAGUGUCAUGAUGACUUAGUAUUAAAAUAUAGGUAGAGCUUUUCAAUGCUUCAAAAUGCCUUUGCUGGUUACAUGGAGACAAAUCUCCCAUUUAAGUUUGGAGGGUUGCAGCAAGUGAUAGAGGGAUGUCUUGUUUCAGUCUUGAUCGUCAUCAUCAGAUGCAACAGUAUUGAAUCUUAAUGUAGUGUCUAAAAUGUAUAGCAACUCCCCAGCUGCAUUUCUAAGAUCUGUGACUUCUGAGCACUUCCUCUGAAGUAUUUUUUGCCUCUGUCACUUAAUAGCUCUUUUCAGCUCAGCAUGAAUAAAUUAAAGAUUGUAUGGAAAAUGUUUUUCAGUUAACUACCACUAGUUCAUUGGUCUCUUAGGAUGUUUAACAAUUUUGUUACUGCUUUAUUAAAAUUGUUUUUGUUGUUUAAUCAAUGAGAACCAAGUUCUAAAAGUUCUGUUUGCAUGGGAAUCUCUCAUCAUUACUGCCAUGUGAGUCUUACAAUUCACUUUUCACUGAACUGAUGCAUUUUUACAUCUAAGAAAUGAACAAAAACAUGGCUGAAGAUCAGUAAGUUAUUUCAUUUUAAGAACUGCUUUUUGCAGAAGCAAUAAGGAAGUCUUUCUGCUUUUUUCCCCACUUCCAUCAAAUUGCUAUCACUAACUUUUUUCAGAUGACAUUUGUAUGAGUGAAGUGGUAGUAAAAGGUACUUACCAUGAGUAAUAAGUUAACUCAGGGAUUAAAGAAAUUAAUAUACUUUUUAAAUUGGUUGUUAAACAUCAGUUCAGUUUCUGUGACAAUCCCUUGCUAUUCUGUUCUGAAACUUGCAUUCUGAGGGAAGUGUGUUUAACUCUUACUAGCAAUGUUUCUUGUUGUGCACUUGGUUUAUCAAACUUUUUUUCCUAAAGGAACUGGGUUGCUCAGUUGAUUGCAGUGAAGUGCUCUUCCCUUUUGGUAGCACACAGAUUGUCUUAUAGCUUAUACGCAGAAUUAUUUUAGAAGAGAAACUUGAUUUUAAGAGAAGCCCUUCUAGGUAUGUGAUUGUUCUUUAAAUGGAAAAACUGUGUUCUUUGUCAGUAGUAACAUAGGCCAGAGCCUGCCUAUGUGACCUUCCCAGACACCUGCUCUCUUCUCCCUGCAGGGGAGGAUGGAUCUGCAGAGCAGUAACAGUUGUCAGCGGGAGUUCUAUAUACAAGAAUACAGUGGAAAGGUAUGGGGGGAGAACAUUGUUCUGCAUCUCACAUUAUUAAUCAAACAUAUCAGCUGUUCCUGCAGUUUGAAAGUAGCAUUGAAAUGUUGAGAAAACAAGGUUUUAGUUCUUCCCUUUGACACUUGCCCUGGAGCUUAGCCUAUUGAAACAGUUUUCCUUGCUUUAUAUGUCCAUCAUAGGACAAUGUAAUGACAGUUAAGGCCUUUGAUAUAAAUAUCACAAUGAGACUUUAUGAAACACAACUUCAUUCACAUUUUAGUCAUCUUCCAUGACUUUGGUCAUCUUCUCUUAUUGAACUUUAAAGUGGGGGAAAAGAAAUCUUCUUUGAGAAGAGCAUUAAAUUAUGGGUUGUGAAAGGACUUCUAAGACUAUGCAUUAUCUAGUUUCCACCACUAGCUUUGACCUACAAGGAUUAUAUAUUACAGGGGUUUACAGUCACCUUUGGAAGUUGUUUCUUUUUUAGAUAUUUAGAUAGGCAACAAUAUAUUGAAACUCUAUUUUUGUUUCAGAGAAUAUUAAACUAAGAUAACUUUGGUUUAAGAACUUCUGCAAGUACAUAUGACAAAUAGGGUUCCCCCCCCAAAAAAAUAGUCCCUUUGUUUUUAUCAGCUGCAGUUCUUUAAAGGGUCUUGUAGGACUUUUGUAAAUUUAUUUUGUAUUUAAAAUCAGUAUAAAGGCUGGUCAAAUGUAAUAUAAUUGUGUAAACAAAUUCUGUUAAUAGAAAGAUGUACAGAUUCAUUUUGUACUGUAUCUUUAAUCUUGUGAAAUAAAGCUGCCACCUGUGUGGUUA